AGUGACUGAUGACCAGCUGCAGCAGCUGAUCGGCGGAGAAGUAUGAUGUUGCUGUGGAGCUGUGCGGUCCUCUUUCUUGUGGGCUCUAUAUGUGACCUUGCGCUGUGUUUGAACCCCAGAGAUCCCAAUGUGUGCAGUCUAUGGGAAAGUUUUACCACCUCAGUGAAACAGUCGUACGCUCAGCCGUUUGAUCAGGUGUAUGAGGAGCCCUGUUGGGAACCCUGGAACCACAACAAAUGCACUCGACACCGGAUCGUAUAUAAAACCGCCUAUCGCCAGUCGGUGAAGCUCGAUUAUCGCAGGAGGUUUCAGUGCUGCCCGGGGUUCUACGAGAGCCGAAACAAAUGCGUUCCUCGCUGCACCAGAGAGUGUGUACAUGGGCGGUGUGUUGCUCCUGAUCGCUGUCAGUGUGAAGGCGGCUGGCGAGGAGACGACUGUUCCAGCUCUUGUAAUGCACUGCACUGGGGGCCGGACUGCAAAAAACAAUGCGAGUGUCAAAACAAAGGCCAGUGUGAUGUCCUUACCGGCUCCUGUAUCUGCCCACCAGGCUACACAGGCACCCACUGCCAGGACUCGUGUCCGAAGGAAUAUUUUGGGCAGGACUGUAUGCAGCAGUGUCGGUGUGGAACAGGUGGCUCCUGUGAUAAAGAAACAGGGGAGUGUGUGUGUAGAGAAGGAUUUACUGGGACGCUAUGUGAGACACCCUGCAUAAGGGUCGGUCGGUGCCAAGCUCGCUGCUCGUGCCAGAACGGAGGAAUCUGCAAGGGCAAAGGAGUUUGUGUGUGCCCGCCUGGAUGGACUGGUCCAGUUUGUACGGAGCGCUGUGCUAAGGGACGAUACGGUAUGAACUGUUCCAGCGAGUGUUUGUGCCAUAACGGUGGCCAUUGUGAGCCAGAGACGGGCCAGUGUGUGUGUGCUCCUGGUUUCACUGGCGAGAGGUGUAAUGAGGAGUGUCCAGUGGGCAGCUACGGUCAGGACUGUAAGGGUGUCUGUGAUUGCACCAACGGGGCUCGUUGCUAUCACAUUGACGGUGGCUGCUUGUGUGAACCGGGCUUCAGGGGGCCACAGUGUUCUCACCGGAUGUGCGCUGACGGAACUUUCGGCAUGCACUGCGAACAGAAAUGCCUUUGCAACCCCGCACACACUCUAAGUUGUCACCCAUUGAAAGGAGAGUGCAUGUGCCAGCCUGGGUGGGCAGGACUCAUCUGCAACGAGACCUGCGCUCAUGGUUAUUAUGGAAAUGGCUGUCUGGAACCCUGUCUGUGUGUGAACGGUGGGGUGUGUGAUACUGGGACUGGGGUGUGUCACUGCCCCCCUGGAUACACUGGACAGCAUUGUGAGAAGCACUGUGAAAGUGAAUACUAUGGGAAGGACUGUUCGUCUGAGUGUACCUGUAAAAAUGCCAUCUCCUGCUCUCCUCUAGAUGGAACCUGCUACUGCAAAGAGGGAUGGAAGGGUCAAGACUGUUCCGUGGAAUGUUCAGUGGGGAUGUGGGGUCCAGGCUGCAAUGGCACGUGCCGGUGCGCUAACAAGGCCCGGUGCGACCCAGCCGAUGGCUCCUGCACAUGCACGUCUGGAUGGAGGGGAGAGCUGUGUGACCAGCCGUGUCCAGUGGGUACCUUCGGUCCAGGCUGCCAGCAUAAAUGUGACUGUCUCCAUGACAUGGGAUGUCAUAGCAUCACCGGGAAGUGCCACUGCCUGCCGGGCUGGACGGGUCCACGCUGUACUGAACAAUGUCCUGAGGGACUCUGGGGUCACCAGUGCAAUGAGAGCUGCUGCUGCCUCAACGGCGCCUCCUGUGCGCCACAGAGUGGAGUCUGCAUGUGCAAGCCGGGAUACUGGGGAGCUCAGUGUCAGCAAGUGUGUUCUCAAGGGUUUUAUGGAGAGAAGUGCAGCCAAAGAUGUCCGUCCUGUGUCCACUCCACCUCAUGCCAUCACGUCACGGGUCGGUGUGUGUGCCUGCCCGGCUAUACAGGACCACUGUGUGAACAAGUCUGUCCAGCUGGUCACUAUGGAAAAAAGUGCAGUGGUGUUUGUGGAUGUUCCAUCAAUGCUACGUGUCAUCACCUGGACGGAUCAUGCCACUGUCCUCCCGGCUGGACCGGAGCAGACUGCUCAGUGUUGUGUAAAGCAGGGACGUUUGGAACUGACUGUGCUCAGACGUGUUCAUGCUCACCAAACCACUCCUGUGAUCCUCACACUGGCGCCUGUGUGUGUGAACCGGGACCUGAUACAGACUGCACACAAGAGCCGGUGGUGGGCAUGAUGGUGCCCCUGUCCCCGGUGGAGAAAGACUCCUGGGGGGCGAUCGUGGGAAUCGUGGUGCUCCUGGUCCUGGUGGUGCUGCUGCUGGCCCUGCUGCUUCUCUAUCACCGGCGCAGACAGAAGGACAAACAAAACAACACACCCACCGUGUCCUUCUCAUCCACCCGCAACGUGACUACCGAGUACGCUGUACCAGAUGUUCCGCACAGCUAUCAUCACUACUACUCGAACCCCAGCUACCACACACUGUCCCAGAACAGAUUCCCCUUACCACAGAUCCCUAACAACCAGGACCGUGUCAUCAAGAACACCAAUAAGCAGCUUUUCUACAGUCUGAAGAAUAUGGAGCGAGAAAGACGAGGAUUGUUCGGCAUGGAAACUAAUGCAACUUUACCUGCUGACUGGAAGCACCAGGAACCACCGAAAGGACCAGGAGCAUUUGGAAUCGACCGGAGCUACAGCUACAGUGCCAGCCUUGGGAAGUACUACAACAAACAACUAAAGGACUGUGUUGCAGUGAGCAGCACGUCUCUGAACAGCGAGAAUCCGUACGCCACCAUUAAAGAUCUGCCCGGCCUUCCGCUGUGCCCUCCGGAGUGCAGCUACAUGGAGAUGAAACCCGCCGUGCCACACGAGAGAUCCUACACGGAGCUCAGGCACCCGGCACUGCCCUCCACCAGCUUCUCCUGCAGAGAGCAAUGCUUCCUUGGAAAUGUUCCGGAACAGGAGCCUCAGAAUCAUUAUGACCUGCCAGUGAACAGUCACAUCCCAGGGCAUUAUGACCUCCCGCCAGUACGCAGACCGCCUUCGCCAUCGCCGUGCAGACUGGCCAACUGAUCCCGGUCUCAGUGUGACCUCGUGGGUGAAGACACAGUCCAGCAUUUAUUCCUGAAGCACAACACCGGUCUUCAUUACCGGUUUAGUUCUCUCACAAUGUGGAGGAACAGAAUCUGGCCCUUUAACAGGGGGUUAAUCGAGGACGCAUUAACUACACCGUUCCACGUCUGAAAACUGAUGGGAUGCAGGUGGAACUGAGGAUUUCAUCCUGAUCUGUUUUUGUUUAAUAGGACGACAUUUUGGCGGGUCACAUUGCAUGGAAACAGUAAAUAACUGCACCAGCACGACAUUGCCAUCUGCUGGACACUGAACAUACCAAACACCAAUUCAGCGUUUUUCAUUCUUCAAAGCAUAAAGUUACACGUUUACACAUAUUUUAAGAGUUAUGCUUUCAUAUUCCUGCACAACUAUGCAUUCUACAACCAAAAAUGACCACUCGAGUUAAACAUUUAAAUUCCAUCGCAGCUACAUGAACUGUCUUUUUUAAGUUUGUACAUUUUGCAUCACAUUUACACGCUCCGUUUAA
Trichomycterus rosablanca is the source of this 3628-nucleotide messenger RNA. It is a transcript of the gene pear1, whose product is annotated as platelet endothelial aggregation receptor 1. The record is from RefSeq and is a predicted model, not a curated record. Gene Ontology annotation, cellular component: membrane. Bases 43 to 3102 code for a protein of 1019 amino acids. Gene Ontology annotation, molecular function: protein binding. The transcript has 24 exons. NCBI's taxonomy places the organism in Eukaryota, Metazoa, Chordata, Actinopteri, Siluriformes, Trichomycteridae.